Molecule: messenger RNA, 1210 nt
Organism: Morus notabilis
Lineage: Eukaryota; Viridiplantae; Streptophyta; Magnoliopsida; Rosales; Moraceae
Product: protein FLC EXPRESSOR
Exons: 4
Coding region: 84-959 (291 amino acids)
Source: RefSeq, a predicted model, not a curated record
GAGCUGAAAAAUCCCGUUUUGGAUAGGAGUAUGCGAAAUAAGAGUUGACCCCACGAAAAAAGAACAAUUGGAAUUAGGCAGGUAUGGCCGGACGACACCAUCCUCCGCCGCCAAAAGCCGUAAACCUCCGCGAAGCCCCUCCGUCCCGAUCAAACCCCGCAAUUGGAGACCACCGACUCCUCCUCCACCACGCCCAACCCUCGGCGGGUCUCGAAGACUGUAUCGCAAUCCAGCACCGCGAGAUCCAAACCCUUCUCAUCGACAACCAGCGCCUCGCCGCCACCCACGUGGCGCUCAAGCAGGAGCUCGCCUCCGCCCAGCAGGAGCUCGCCGCCCUUUCGGCGGCAGCCGCGACUGCCAAGUCCAAGAGGGACGCUCAGGUCCGGGAGGUCUACGAGCGCUCGCUGAAGACGGACGCCGAGGCACGUCUGAUAGACGCCAUUAUCACGGAGCUCGAUCAGGUGCGCGGGGACGUGCAGAAGCUCGGCGCGUCGCGGAAGGAGCUCGCGGUGGAGCUGCGGGUGGUCGAGGAAGACGCCGCGAGAGCCCGCGAUGAGGCGAAGCAAGUGCCGUCCAUCAAGGCAAACACUGAGAGCCUCCGCCGGGAAAUUCAGAGAGGACGGGAUGCAAUUGAACAGGAGAAGAAAACACGCAUCCAUAACCUGGGGCACCGCGAGGCAAUGGAGAAAACCAUGGUUUCCAUGGCUCGUGAUAUCGAAAAGCUAAAAGCCGAGCUAGCUAAUGCAGAGAGUCGAGCAAGGGCUGCGGCUGCGGCAAACCCAAAUCAUGGUUAUGCUGCAAUUCCUGGCAACACUGCUAUGGGUUAUGGAGGACAAUCAUACCCCGAUCCCUAUAGCAUACAUCAUCAGGUUCAAGUUGCUGAAUCUAAUGCUCAGUAUGGAUCUGGUCCAAUACCACAUGGCUCCAUUGACAUACAGCAGACGAAUAUCUAUAGAUAAAGAUUUCCAUUAGCUGUUGGAAUAACCAGAAAUCAAAUGUAUGUUUGUCUUGCUGACAUUUCAUUGUCUGAGUUUUAGCUAGAAUUUUGGCAUCCUCCAUUGAUUUUCUCAGCCUUCCUCCUUCAAUGCCUGAGAUAUGUGUAUAGUUCUAGUAUUAUUGAAUGAUUAUUUAGGCUUUGUUCAUGUCAAUCAUUCGAAUCAUAAUUCGUGUUUUCUCUAACAGAAAUUUAAAUUCAACUUUUUCUGCUACA